Messenger RNA from Diplodia corticola, 2463 nucleotides. RefSeq names its product adam protease adm-b. The coding region runs from base 1 to 2463 and encodes 820 amino acids. The transcript is spliced from 2 exons. Gene Ontology annotation, molecular function: metalloendopeptidase activity. The record is from RefSeq and is a predicted model, not a curated record. Gene Ontology annotation, biological process: proteolysis. Lineage: Eukaryota; Fungi; Ascomycota; Dothideomycetes; Botryosphaeriales; Botryosphaeriaceae.
AUGCGCCUCUUCCGCUCCGCCGCCGCGGCGGUUGCGUCGUGCGCUUGGACGGCAGUCGUCGUCAUCCCCACCCUCUUCGACUCUGUCCACGCAAGCUCGGUGGCUCGAAACCCACUCACGGCCCUCGAGGUCCUCCGCAACCCCACGAUCCAUACAUACAAUAACCGCGUUACCGCCCUGUCGGAAUUCGACCUCAGCUUCGACCUUUUCAACGACCAACGCGUGCGCCUCGCGCUGGAGCCCAACCAUGACAUUAUCGCAGAAGGCGCGACAAUUGAAUAUCUCGGCGCCGACGGCGAGGUCACCCGCCGCGAAACCAUCGACCGGCUAGACCACAAGGUCUACAAGGGCCGCGCCUGGGUCAGGAGAGGCGACUCCAAAUGGGUGGACAAGGGUUGGGCUCGCCUCACCGUCCACCGCGAUGGCAAGCACCCUGUCUUCGAGGGUGUGUUCAGCGUGGAUCACGACCACCAUCACGUGCAUACCGCUUCCAACUAUCGCGCGACCAAGCACCUUCUGGAUCCGGACCUGGAGCAUGCCGACGACGAGUACAUGGUGGUAUGGAGGGACUCGGACAUUUCGGAAACGGCCUACGACCACGAACGCCAGGAGCUGCGCCGCGACCUGGGCUCGGAAUUAGCGUGCCACUCGGAUAGACUGGAGUUCAACAUGAACAUGGAUCACCCUGUUUACGGCCAGAUGCUGAAGCGCGAGGAGGGCUUCUGGAACACCCCGAUCAGCUCGCUUUUCUCCAAGCGGCAGCUCGACUCCACGCCUGGUUCUGGAAACUCCGCGGGUGUCAAUUUAGCGUCUACCAUCGGAUCGACGGCUGGCUGUCCCACUGCACGCAAGGUCGCCCUGGUUGGCGUCGCCACCGAUUGCACAUACACCCAGGACUUCAAUUCCACGGAAUCCGCUAGGGCCAACGUGAUCAACGUCAUGAACUCCGCUUCUGAUCUUUACGAAUCAACGUUCAACAUUACUUUGGGCCUUCAGAACUUGACUGUGAGCGAAGCUAGCUGCCCUGGAACUCCUCCGUCGAGUACCCCUUGGAACCAGGAUUGCUCCGACAGCGUCACUAUUCAGGACCGCUUGAACUUGUUCUCCGAAUGGAGAGGUGCAAGGCAGGACACCAAUUCUCACUGGACCCUCUUGACCAAUUGCCCCACGGGGCAGGCCGUUGGCCUUGCUUGGCUUGGACAGGCGUGUGUGCAGGGGUCCAUGAGUGAGAACUCGACCAGCGGCAGCGAGACUGUUGCGGGUGCCAACGUGGUUGCGCGGACACCCACUGAAUGGCAGGUCAUUGCUCACGAGACUGGUCACACUUUUGGUGCCGUGCAUGACUGCACCUCCUCGACUUGUUCCGACAGUAGCACCGUCAGCUCUCAGCAAUGUUGUCCGCUCAGCUCCAGCACCUGCGAUGCCGGUGAGCAAUUCAUCAUGAACCCGUCUACUGCCCAAGGCAUCACCAAGUUUUCGGCGUGCUCCAUCGGAAACAUCUGCAGCGCCAUGGGCCGCAACAGCGUCAAGUCCACCUGCCUGACAAAUAACAAGGGCGUGACGACCAUUUCUGGCCAGCAAUGUGGUAACGGCAUCGUUGAAGAAGGCGAAGAUUGCGAUUGCGGCGGCACGGACGGCUGUGGAGAUAAUCCGUGCUGCAAUCCCACCACUUGCAAGUUCCAGAACAGCGCCGUCUGUGACGAUUCCAACGAAGAUUGCUGCAAAGAUUGCCAGUUUGCAUCGUCGAGCACUGUGUGCCGCGACUCGACCGGUGAUUGCGACCCCGAGGAGAAAUGUACAGGCGACUCGCCGUACUGUCCGGCGGACACGCAUUCGGACGACGGAACCGGCUGUGGCGAUGGAUUGAAAUGCGCCAGCGGGCAAUGUACCAGCAGAAACCAACAAUGUCAGUCGGCACUGGGAGCGUACACGCAGGGAUCCAACGACACGUACGCCUGCGACAGCAACACGUGUGUCAUCAGCUGUUCCAGUCCGGAGUUUCCCAACGGGGUCUGCUACAGCUUGCAGCAGAAUUUCCUGGACGGCACGGAGUGCGGCGGUGGUGGACAUUGCAGCAAUGGUCGUUGCUCCGGGUCCGAUGUCGGCAAGGAGAUUGGCAACUGGAUCAGCCGCAACAAGGGCAUCGUCAUUGGCGUUUGCGUCGGCGUUGGGGUCCUGCUCCUCCUCUCGAUAUUCGGAUGCAUUUCUCGCAGCUGUCGCCGGCGCCGCAUGCGGGCUCGCGCCAAAGCCGCCGCCGCAGCCGCUCCCUGGCCUGGCGCCCACGUCGGCAGGGCCCCGCCCCCUCGCGUGCCUCCGCCGUGGGCUCCUGGCCCGCGGGGCAUGGGCAUGAAUCCGAACGAGAGUCAACAACCCUUCAUGGCGGCGCAUCCCCCCCAAGGUGGCGCCUGGUACGGUCCUCCGCCUCCGGCGUACAGUGGCCCUCCACCUGUCAGGUACGCGUGA